Anopheles darlingi is the source of this 1056-nucleotide messenger RNA. RefSeq names its product MORN repeat-containing protein 4 homolog (gene rtp). The coding region runs from base 421 to 894 and encodes 157 amino acids. The transcript has 4 exons. NCBI's taxonomy places the organism in Eukaryota, Metazoa, Arthropoda, Insecta, Diptera, Culicidae. The record is from RefSeq and is a predicted model, not a curated record.
CACGAUCGUAACCAGUCGCCUCAGUAACGCCAACAAACCAACAUCGGAGAGCUGGGUGGGAAGCUGCUGGGAACGGGAUAUUUUGAACGUCCGGAGACUGCAGGCAUUCUCCGGUGGCCGUUGGCAGCCACACAUCGUAUCGUAUAAUCGGAUCAACAGACUGACCUGCCGCCCCCCAUUCGGUUUCUUUGCUGUGUCUCCCAAACCCCGUCCCCGAACAGGAACGCAAACGAAGACGAAGUAUCACGGUAAAAACGGGCCUUUAUACCUCGUGGCCACUCGUACGGCUCUGUUAAUAGGAUUUGUAGCGUAGUGGCCGUCGCUGGAGCACACGUCGCCUGAACCUCUCCACUCAGUCGUUCAGUUCUGUCCCAGCCGGUGUUUUAGCAGAAGGCAAACGAAACCUCGUGCUCUUUCACGAUGAUGGAAAAUGUCCAGACCGGAGUGGUCAAGUGUGGCGGGUAUCGGUACGACGAUGGUACACGGUAUAUUGGUGAUUGGAAUCAGCGAGGCCAGAAGCACGGUAUGGGCUCGAUGAUGUUCUCCGACGGUACCCGCUACGAUGGAGCCUUCAGCAAUGGCGUAUGUUCCGGAUUGGGCGUGAUGUGUUUUCCCGAUGGUGCCAAGUACGAAGGUGAAUUUAUGCAGGGUUGGUUUCAUGGUCACGGUGUGUUUUGGCGCGCGGACGGUAUGAAGUAUGAGGGCGAAUUCCGCGGUGGCCGCAUCUGGGGUCUCGGAUUGGUAACGUUCAGCGAUCAGAGCCAUGGAUUCCCACGCAACGAAGGAUUUUUCCAGGAUUGCCGAUUAGUGCGCAAGAAGCGGUGCCCGGACGUGAUAAGCCGGGCACAGAAAGUCGCCCUAAUGGCACGUGCGCAGUGCGAUCAGGGCAACUGAUGGCACUAGCGGAGACUCACAAUCCUUAUACGCAUUCAGUUCUGACAAACUGGCUUUGUUCGGACCAUUUCGUUCCUUAUAUGUUUGCUCCCCUUUUGCUCCGUUGCAGUUUUGUGUUCUGUUUUGUGAACCAUUGUUUUAAGGUAAUAUAAAAGCUGUAUG